UGCCGGCCCCGGGGCGAGCGCCCACAUCCGUGCGCCGGCCCCGGUAGCGACGCCUCCGUCUGAGCCCAGCCCCGGCGCCGGGCUCCUGCAGAGGGAGGUGCUCUGCGCCGCGCUCCGUCCUCCCACCGCCGUCGGCAGCAAGCAGAGAGCAGGCGGCGCGGCGCUCCCGGGAGCAGGUUCCUAAAAAUUAGCACUAUGACUGAUGAAGACUAUGAUUAUCUGAUCAAACUCCUGGCCCUCGGAGACUCUGGGGUUGGAAAAACAACGUUCCUGUACAGAUACACUGAUAACAAAUUUAAUCCAAAAUUCAUCACAACAGUAGGGAUAGAUUUUCGGGAAAAACAAGUGGUAUACAACAGCAGAGGACCAAAUGGAUCUCCAGGAAAAGCCUUCAAAGUGCAUCUCCAGCUUUGGGACACAGCCGGUCAGGAAAGGUUUCGAAGUCUCACCACAGCGUUUUUCAGAGAUGCUAUGGGCUUUUUACUAAUGUUUGAUCUCACCAGUCAACAGAGCUUCUUAAAUGUCAGAAACUGGAUGAGUCAGCUGCAAGCCAAUGCAUAUUGUGAGAAUCCAGAUAUAGUCUUAAUUGGUAAUAAAGCUGAUUUGUCAGACCAAAGGGAGGUAAACGAAAGGCAAGCAAAAGAUUUAGCAGACAAAUAUGGCAUACCGUACUUUGAAACAAGUGCUGCUACUGGACAGAACGUGGAGAAGGCUGUGGAUACGCUCCUGGACUUGAUAAUGAAACGUAUGGAGCAGUGCGUGGACAAGACACAGGUCUCUGAUACAGCCAAUGGAGGAAGCUCAGGAAAGCUAGAUUCGGCAAAACCAGAGGAGAAAAAGUGUGCCUGCUAAACGUCACCUCUAAACUGUGAGAACCGAUGAAAAUAUUUCAUCAGGAUAUGGCUGACCUACCACCAAAUUCAAACCGGCUCCGUUGAGCCAUGCACAGAAGCAAAGUUCCAUUGUUUUUUUGGGAUUGUGCAUUUUUCUCCAAAGGCCUGGUUUAAAACUAAAAGCUAUGUUUCAGUGA
Messenger RNA from Falco peregrinus (peregrine falcon), 1030 nucleotides. It is a transcript of the gene RAB27B, whose product is annotated as RAB27B, member RAS oncogene family. Gene Ontology annotation, biological process: positive regulation of exocytosis; melanosome transport. Lineage: Eukaryota; Metazoa; Chordata; Aves; Falconiformes; Falconidae. Gene Ontology annotation, molecular function: GTPase activity; GTP binding. The record is from RefSeq and is a predicted model, not a curated record. Bases 196 to 852 code for a protein of 218 amino acids. The transcript has 6 exons. Gene Ontology annotation, cellular component: secretory granule; melanosome.